Messenger RNA from Spirometra erinaceieuropaei, 21083 nucleotides. The record is from the annotation of a GenBank genome assembly. Lineage: Eukaryota; Metazoa; Platyhelminthes; Cestoda; Diphyllobothriidea; Diphyllobothriidae.
AUGACUGAGGUAGGUCUUCUGAAAAGUUAAUCCUCAAACCCACUCAGUUACCUUUGCUGGUAGUAUCUUUUUUGCAAAUGUAAUCUCUUUGCCGUCCGCGUCAACUGGUUUUGCCAAAAAAUUUAGCUUGUACAUGGAAAUAUGGACAUCCAACGUAAGAGAUGUGGUCUUGCGCUAAAAUCCAGGGGGUAUCAUUUAACGCGUCCCAACCUGAACCCUAACAAUAACUGUCAUAACCUAAACCCCAAACUAAAAGUAACACUAACACUGAAAUUACCUCUAACCUUAGCCCUAACACUAACCUAAACCUAACUCACUAGAAUUUGGCGAAUGGCCGCAUUUAGUGCGGAGGUCCAUAUUCGCGUGCCCUACGAAAACUUAUUAUGCUUCCCUCGUAGAUCUUUUGUCAGGUUAAACCAAAUUUCUGAUAUCACCCCUUGAAUUUACCAGUCAGCAGAAGAUUUUUAAACAGGAUAUUCACUCAUCUUAUUCUGAAAUUCAUGGGGCCCGAGAGUUUGCCGCAGUUACCAUAUUUGCACAAGAUGACAGUAAAAAAGACAGACAUAGGUAGACAUUUAGCAGAAGGCGAGUUCCCUGGAGAAAUCCUCAGUGCAGGAGAACCUGAUGGAACAGCAUAAUUGGGUAAGACGUGAUUAUGUAGCCCCACCUGAUGGACAUAAUACUGUUGGGAUUGGGGUUAGGGUUUAGAGUUAGGAGUUAAGGUUAGGGGUUAGGGUCAGGGGCCAGGGUUGGGGUUAGGGGUUAGGGCAACUAUUUCUCAACCACUCAACGUACAACCGUGCAUUCCCAAUAGCCUUUCUUUUGCACACGACUACGUAACCUCGUCGCCUGUGCGUUUCCUGACCCCCACGUAUAAAAACUCCUAUUACGACUGGUCCCGUAUUACACGUGGCUAGGCUUUGUUUACUUCAGGCGGGGCUACUUAACCACACCUGACUCUUCAUUGUUAGCCUGACAUUUUGGAGAGUUUGGUCAAUAACUCAUUUACGAAGACUGGAACUUGCAAAAAUCCCCUAUAUGGCUUUGAGCAUGAAACCUAUCCUAUUUUCUUCAUUGUGAAUUUCCCGUUGCCGCCCAGUCUGAUUGAGUGAGACAAAAAUUGUGAAAGUUUACGGUGAGGUCAUAUAUGCAGGUGCAAUGCCGUUUUGACUUUAUUCUUGGCCAGCUAUUUUGGUUGCCCGGUUAUCAUCCAUAGUAUGCGUAAUUGCAACAGCUGAAACUUUCCGGGUCCGAUCCCUCUUGUUCGUGUGAUAGCACAAGCUUAGAGCGCGCAAGGGGGGUGUUUGUAUGUCGACGAAUUCCGUAUCAGAGAACAAUGUUGCCAGGACCGGCCUCUGUGAUUAGCGUAGUGCUCCGAUCGAGAGGAUUUUGUCCAUCAUUCUCAUGCGUGGCUGCCUCUGAUGAUGGCUCCGAAACGUCAGGCGAAUAAAAUUGUUGGUCUAACGACCGCAUCACCUUCUCAAACGCUUUCUGCAACUUCUCCUUUUUUCUGCAUCGGUGUACCAGUUCUCUUCAGGAUGCAUUUGUAACCUGUUCUGCUUCCAGUUAUUUUUCGUUUUUUCGAGACGACAACUCGCAUCCCGCGGCAGGUUUUGCCUAGCUAGUGAUUGUGUUAAUAAUAGGGGAAAUGAAUUUCACCAUACAAACGUAGUCACUAUUACAAAGAACAGCCGGCAUAUAAAAGUUUAGUUUACUGUAGAAUACUAGAAAAUUAAUAGUUGAAAUACGGCCUAGAUAUCUGAAUAGUAGUUAGUAAUCUCCUUUUAUAACAGAUCAAGGCUGCUUAAUAUAUCAGUUAUCGAGGUUUCAUAAAGAUACGCGUAGCCACACUAGUUACAGGAUGGGCACAGUGCUCAUGUCUUUCUAAUUGAAAAUGUUUUAUCAUAGGUGAUACUUGAAUAAUAGUUAGUAAUUUCUUUUUAAAACAGACAAAGGCAUUCCCUGGGUUCACAAGCCCCUUAAUAGUAUGUAAUUUCAGUGUGUCAAAGAAUAACGAGACAUGUAAAGAAUAAGACUAGUCAGGAACCGAAACUCGGGUCUGGGUAUGGCUGACUGAGGGCGACUUAUAAGCCAGAAAUGGCUAUUCCAGUCUUCCUUGUCUUUGUCGUUAAGUUAUUUUGCGCAUGUUACGUGCCCCGCUUUGCGGCUGCUGGUUGGGCGUGAGAGAGAGAAAGAGCCCCACGGCACAACGGGACAAGUGAGGUCCAUAGCGCGAUCAGUGGACGUCCCUCUGUCAUUGCAUAUGUCCGAUCGCCGUCGACAGGACGACGAGGCCGUGGCCCAGUGGCUAGGGCGUUGAACUUCUAACCAACAGGUCCCGGGAUCGAGCCCCAGGGGUUUCACACCUCGGGGUUGAGCAAGACUGGUUGACUGCGGUUAAUAAGUCUGAAAUGGCCAUUCCAGCCGCCUUCGCCUUUGGCAGUAAUGGUAUUGAAGACCAGAAGGGCCAUUUCUGCCUUAUAUGUCCCUACAAAUCCCGUUAUACGCCUACCACCGACCAAGAUGUACUGGGCUUGCCCCUCGAGCGAAACUGGUUAAACGUCCAAGGCUUCAGCCCCAAGUCUCGUGCUCACGCGAUGUCAGCUGUCAUUACAUGGGAGCAGCACUAAGGGACUCGCCAGAUGUGAAGACGACAAAUGAGCCAAAUGCAUCGAUCCAGGUCUCCAUUGUAUUUACUGACGGACUUGACGAACAUAACGUAAAUUUUGGUACUCGUUGGCCUGUGACGUACAUGGUACAAACGACUCCAACAGUCCAGUACUAUAAAUCCGAAAGUUGUGGUGUGGUGCAAAGUACAUGAACCAUGAAGUGCGACAGGUCAUAGUCCACCAGCCGCUGAGCAGAUGGUGAGGCACCGUUACGUCAGCCAGAGCAAAGGGACACAAUAUUAACGAAUCUUGCAAGAGCUGUGCAGUCUGUGAGCGCCAAUGGCGACGGUGGUACCUCAACAAUGACAUGACCCAUAAGUCGAUCAGGAAGUCCAGAGGGUGACCAAUCUUAUUUCAGCAACGCUUCUAAAGGUAGACAUUUGUCUUUUAUUUUCGAGAAGGUGCGGUUGCAUCUGAAUAUAAAAAUGAGAAGUAAACUUCUACCAAGACCUCCGAUUCUAGUUAGCCAAAGCGUAUAUUCCCCGUUUUGUCUUGUGUUCCCUUAUCUUUAUUACUUGUUCAAUGGGCAGGAUUCAGAUAUAGAAAAUUAAUAUCACUCCUAUAAAUUAAUGGUUCCAAAUUUUAGGUCAGCUUGUAUGAGUUUAUAUGAGAGAGCGGUGAGGCAGGACUUUCGCGCAAUAUGCAUAUUAGGAAGUAAUUGGAGAAAUCAACGCAAUGUCGACGUGAUCAGAUUUUUAACUGAUGGGCAACAAUUCUCAAGAUAAUCAGUCAUCGCACCACAGCAGGAAGUCGCGCUGGCCACCUCAGCUGAAUGAGGUCGCUUCCUCAGUAUACACGAGCCUACCUCAAUCCAUAGACUGUUUCCUUCAUUUCUGUCUAGGCGAAAAAACUCGUCGUUACUAGUCCGAACUAUAUGUAGGAUUUCCUAAUGCGCAUCGUAAAAGUUCUUGUAUGUGCAUCCUCCCUUUCUACCAAGCGAGCCAUGGGGGAUUCGAGAGUUCGCAGUUACAACUGUUUUACCCGCCCCUGGUGCCUUAGAGUAACAUAGUUGAAAUGCACUUAGCGUGGUCGAUCCAGAUAUACUGAUGGGUCUCUUAACAAAUAAUAUCUUAAUUUACAACACCGGAACCCGACCCUACCUCUUAAAACUUUCAGUAACUAAGUGUCCUGUUUCAGAUAUUUUAUCUUUCUUUUCACACUGCCACCGCCACAACCACUUCACCAAAACUAGACCAUCUCUUCCUUCUGUUUACCCACCCUAAUUCACCAUUUUCUUUCUCUUCUUUCCCUCUUACCCUCCUUUUUCUUUUGCUUGAUCAUCGUUAGGAUAAAACUUAUCGGUUUCGCCUUUAGAUAAAUAGCUUACUGGUAGCCUAAACUGAGGCAUGCCUUUCGGCAUGCCGAUCGAUGAGCCUUCCAAUUCCAAGCAGCCGAUGUGAAGUCAACUGAUGGGCAGUCAACUUACUGUAUCAGAAUUGGUGGAUUCCAGACGUUGCAGUAGGUUGGGCGGGUAACUUGACCCAAAUGUGAUUGAACUCGCGUCAUCCAGCAUGGCCUCGUAGCUCAAGCGGUUAGAGCAUUGGCUGUACUAAAGCCUUCCCCUUACUGCGUGGGUUCGAAUCCCACCGAGGCGCCGAGUUUUUUCACAGUUGGGUCGGUAUGAAUGAUGUGUAUAUCGCAAGCAAAACGAUUUUUCAGAACUUCAGUUUUCGGCCAGUGACUUAUGCAGGAAUGCAAGUCCACCUGCGACAAAUUCCACAUUUGAGGUUGAGAACUCGAAUUAAAACGUCCUCCGUGCAUAUACGGACUUCAUGUAGUAGUGACAAAGUAUUUUGGUAACACGUAGGACGGGAGAACAUUCACAGAACCAAAGGCGAUUUAUUGGGAGUGGGCCUUAACCAUCGACCUCCACAUGUUUGCUGGAUGCAUUACCUCUGUCUAAUCGAAGACCUGAUCCAUCAUGCUCUGAUCAGGUGGGUGUGGCAAUCACAGACGGGUUGUCCAACUUUGUCGGACACCGCGCCCGAUCCCGCUUCCGGUCUUCACUCUGUUUUGACACCGGGCUUAGGCGGGUGGGCGAGGAGAGGGGGCGGUGGAUGCAGCGCAAGUUUACUACUACUGUAAACUAAUAUGCGUGCAGGUCACUGUCUCUGUGCGCACCCUGUUGUGGGAUGCCGGUGAACAUCGGCGAUCGAACUGGUCCCGUGUGUUUCAUGACAGUUUCAAGUGUGACCCUGUGUGCACACUACUGAAAGUGUCGACGACGUCAAGUGCCAAAAGUCUUUUCGAAUUUUCUGAUUUUGGAAGAAUUCCGCGACAUUUAAAGCAGUCCGUUGGAUGACUUUACUCUUUCUCGGUGAUAAUGUUGAAACGAGCAUGAUUUAAAGGAAGUUUGGAAUACGAGGUGUCAGAAAACUAUUUUGAAAUAAGAGCCUCUUAGCAAUUGACCCAAAACAUGCUUCUAUGAAUACGCGAAUGAUAAAAUACUUUUUAUCUCAGUGAAAAAUUUUGAAAUCCCAACUUGCGCAAAAAUGAGCUGCAUUCUACUUCACUGGAAGCUUUCCUUCCCUAAGGCUUAGUCUUACCUGGGAUUUCAUUCCGGAUCGUGGACUCUAGUCGAACAUCAGAAUUAUACAUUUGUUUGUCUUAGCCUCCGAACUUGCCCAGUGGUUCAUUUUCUGGGUGAAAAAGUAAUACGCAGGAAGGAAUUUAUCCGUUUUUCAACUCAACCAAGAAUGGCUGCUGCCAGUCUGACGAAGACAACUUAUGAGCUUACUUUGUGGACGGGGAUUCAUUUUGCCUGCUGACAGAGCAUUGCAGCCGGAGUUCCCGAUUUUAUUCCCUCCCCCACUACCUAUUUUUUUGUAAACUGAAGACGCAUCUCUGAGUCCGCGAAUGUUAAAGCCUAAUGUGUCGCAGGGGCAUGUUCAAAAUUUUGAAUUUAUUUAUCCACCGUUAAAGUAGUCGGUUCCGCUCCGUCUGUGGGCAGCAUUCGUUCGAUUUAGAAUCCAUAGUCGAAACGAAGUCCAGCUUCUAAACUCGAUACACCAUACCAGAUGACUGAUCAGACAUUUAAUUGGCCAUGCCAGUCCAUAAUGCGUAUGAUGACUAAGGACUGGUGAGAAAUCCCAAUACUGCUUUUAGUGGCAAUAUGUUCACUCGCCCUCAAACCAGUCUCUGCUUAAGGCAUGGCAUGCCGAUCACAUAUUCAGUUGUUCUUCUCGCUGUACCCACAGGGGCUGGAAGCUAGGCCUUUUGAUAGCAGUUCCGUACAACUUAGUAGCAUACAGUAUGUGGGCUAACUCAUGAAAUCUAAACAUAAAUUCCGAAAUCCGUUUUCGUUUCGAAAAGAUUGAUCAAGUAAGGUUGUAAAACCAAUCAUCUUGCAGCAUAAUUUUCUAAUACGUAAUUCACCCCAGGACGCCGGCUUUCGAACAAAGGUCUUUCCGGCUACAUCUAAAAAUGACUACUUUAGUAGCAUGCAUUUUUUCUUUGGUUUUCGGUGCCCUUAAAUAUCUAAUCAUAUUUCAUGAAAAACAUGCAUGAAAAUAUUCAUUCUUUUUCUCAUUUGAUAGAAAUUAGUCUUUCUUCAAUUUUACAAUCGAAGGAAGAGAAUAAUUUGGUUUUAUUAAAAUUUUCCUAUUCCCUAAUAAUUUUGAACACGACCAGCCGUUACACUUGCAUUCAGGGUUCACAAAAUACAAGCCGUAUAUUUUGUGCGUACGGGAAACCAUUUUUAUUCGGCAUUAGGAGGAGACCAUAUAGGGUUCGUAAAAUUACGCAGCGGAUUUGAGCCACAUUGUUAAAUACAUAGACAUGACGUUUUAUGAAGGGCCAUUUCACGGUAUUGAAAAAAUCCCACAAUUAGAAACUUCGUAAAACCAAAUUACACCCUUCUUUCGAGUGUAAAAUUGAAGGAAGACGUGAUUUUCUACCGAAUGAGCAAAAUAAAUAUUCCUUGUAUGUUUUCCAUGAAAUAUAACUAAAUCUUUAAUUGAAUUGAAAAUUAAUGAAAAAAUGCUGCUACUUAAAUAGCAAUUUUUAAAGAGUAUAGUUUUUAAUGCGUCUGGAAAGAAGUUCAUUCGAAAGCCGGCGUCCUAGGUUAACUGAAUCUUUAUAGAUUUAUGCCACAUGAUGACUGGUUUUACUAACCUACUUAAUUCAUAUUUUCGAAACGAAACGCAUUUGGGAAUUUCUGUCUACAUUUCAUGAGUUAGCCCACCUACUGUAGCUGCUGUGACCCGUGUGCUUGGUCUUCUGGGUGUAUACGUCGGAUGUGACCUCAUGCAGUUCUGCCAUAGGGUCGUUUCGGUGAGUGCUCGUAGACUGCGCGGUACUGGUGGAUAUCCUGCGAACUGUGAUGGCAGUUUUGCCGCUCGGAUUUCGUUUGAAGUGCACAGUGAAGAAGGACGGCUGUUGGUAUUUUUAGUCUCGUGAACAGUGCAGCUGGUAACUGUAUAUUUACCAAAAGAGGAGUUAAGAUAUCAAACGGGUGUGUGUGUGGUGUACACUUACUGUUUUCUCACAUAGGUAAUCAAAUCAGCCCUUGUUGAACCGGAUAAUAAGUACAGAAAGGUCAUUGCAGAAUAAUGAAUACGUAUAGAAGAACUGUAUUUUACUAGUGCCGGAUGCGCGCUAGCAUACUAAAAGAAGGGAGAGCGGUGGCUAACGAAAAUGAACUAUUGAAAGCAGUUUAUAUCUUCUCUUAGAAGGUCACAUGGAGCUAUUACCAGGCGUAAAAAAGAAAACCGGGGUGUUUUCGCAGUAUGACAGGCAAACUUGUCAAAGAGGAAUAUUGCGGUCCUGCUAUGGCAUAUCUGGCGCUGGAUUUCAGGCUAAAAUUAUUAAUAUUUUAACGGGGUUACAAAUGGAGGGAAUUGCUGGAGUAGGGUAGUAAAGUUGAAUAACCAGAAACAAGAUCUUGGCACAACUCACAGAAGUUCCACAACGGUUACCUAAUGAACAUCUUUCCAACCCCUUAUAUACAUUAUAUUCUGGAAAGAAACCACGUCUUGUAACGCACACUCCUUGGAUUGAUUUCUAAAGCUCAUACAAGUUAAACGCUAAUUUAUGGAAGGGAUGAACGGCUGAUUUAUUUCUCUACUCACUGUUAUAGAAAAGCUCAUCUGAUUUGAAGCUCGUUCUUGAAGGGAGAAAAUUUUCCUGUUUUACAAUGUUAACGAAUCCUUUCAUAUUUUAUAUAUGACCUGAGUUUUCGUUGGCUCCCAAACGUUCUGGCUUAUUGGCCGUGGUCAGCCAGUCACACCCAACCCCGAAGUGUGGAACACUAGGAGCACGAUCCCGCGACCGUUAGAAGUCCAACGCCGCUAACCACUGAGCCACGGGCCCGUUGUGCUGUCGGUUUCGAUCAGGAAUGUGCAAUGGUGAAGGGGCGCUCACCCAUCGUUCUUACGGAACACACUUGUCCUGUUGUGCCUUACGGGCUCUCUCUCGAGCGCAACCAGCAGUCACACGGCGGCGCAUGAUAUAGGCAAAGUGUGUUCCGUAAGAACGAUCGGUGAGCGCCCCUCCACCAUCAUACAUUCCCGAUAGAAACGCACAGGAAAACGAGCCCGUGGCUUAGUGGUUAGAGGCGUUGGACUUCUAACUAGCAGGUCGCGGGAUCGUGUCCCGAGUGUUCCACAUUUCGGGAUUGGGUAUGACUGGCUGACGACGGCUAAUAAGCCAAAAAUCUCCACUCCAGUCUCCCUUGUCUUUGUCGGUACUAAAAUUCUGCCUAUAUCAUGCGCCGUUGUGCGGCGGCUGGUUGGGUUCGAGAGAGAGAGAGCUCCUAAAGCACCUCGGGAUGAGUGCGUUCCGUUAGAACCAUCGGUGAGCGCCCUUCAGCCAUUUCAAACUUUUCAAACUACAUACGAUGUAUGCAUUCCAUGAAGCAAAUGCACACGACUGUAUUUUACUAGAAGACGUCAUGCAUCCGCUUAUCUAAUACCAUAUCGGAUGUUAAACAUGCAAAGAUUAUACAUUGUGUCGACAAACCCAAAUGCGAUAUAUUGCAACGGGUGUUAUAUGAGCAUCUCCAAAACUCUCACGAAAAAACCCCAAAUUGCUGCAUCUCUCGCGAACAAUAUUUGAAGGGGAAGCUAGAUUAGACAGAGUAGACAAAAUAAAAAGGCUUUUGUUUUGUUUACACUGAAAACUGUUGGGCAUUGAACAAAUUUGAACAAGGAACGUUUUGUUGCCUUUGCCUUGUUUUCAAAGUGUGUAAGCAUCGGGAUUCUUUUAGGGAAAAUCCACAUUAGUUGGAUUUUUACUUAUGUAGAAGUAAUAUGUGCAGUCCCGAAAGAUGCCAAUUCAAAACUCUAGCACACGUCACUGUAGUAAUUAGCUCUCGAUUAGUAUUCCCGAUAACUGUUUUACAAAUUCAGGAGAGUUCAUAAAGCCAGGGAAUAUAUUCGUUUCUGUUUACAAGUUUACACUCAUUGUGGGGAGUCUCAACUCUUUGGCCUGUAUAGCUUACUUACGCGUAUAAGAAGCCCAUAACUUAUGCCGUUGACUGCAUUGCGCAUUUAUCCCCUUAUGGGAAGCCACGGGGUCAUGAUAUUGCUGGAACAGAGAAGAAAGUUGUCGCCCGUAUCGGCGGAUGCCUAUGCCUCUUUGUUCGUGAAAUAUGACAGUGAAUAUUAAGUUCAUAUAACGAAAUAUGGGGAACUGUCGACCUUCUCCCCGGGCUUCCACCCUAUGUUCUGGCCUCUGGUCCUCAAACUUAAGAGAAAUUCAAUAAGGUUAGCUGGGAGCCCAUUAGAUUUAUAAAGUCCUUUUAGGUAACCCGAUUUUCUUUCUGACAGAUCUUUGCCACAUGUGGCCCCUUCUGUGAGUUUCGAGUUGGAUGGUUGUCUAGUUGCACUGAUUUGUGUAGGCACCUUAACGAGAGCAAUACUUUAGUCCUCCUCGACAACAUAGGCAUCAGAAUCUCAUACGGCACAAAUUUUUCAGGUGUUUACUGACUAAAGCUCAGGGCAGUAUGGGUGUGGCAAUUCUGGUUGGACUCAAAGACACUAGUUGUUUCCAAUGCAAGCGUAUCUCUCUGAACAUUAGAGAGGAAGAGUGGUAACAAACGGAACAUUUACUAUGUAGCUCUGAACUGCGUCCCAACUUCUGCGCCAUUACGCCGUGUGUCCGCUCAAUAGGGUUCGUCAGUUGCCGCCUAGUGUUUUCCCUUUCGCCAGUUCAAAUUCAAACCAAUUGGUCGAUCCAUAAAUUCAGUUUUCUGACACGCCUGCGUCCACCAGUGAUCACUCCAGGCAGCCGUCCAAAUUUGAGGCUGCCGAGAAGUCGCCUUUUUCGCUACUUCUAGUCCAUUGCUUCUUUUUGUUCAGAUGGCUUCGUCAAGUGACUGAGCAUAUCCCCUCCCGAUUUGGUCAUCACGUGGCAGCAAGGGGUGACGGAGUCGACUUGUCAGCUACAGUCAACGACCGAUCUCAUGAACUGUGCGCAUUCGAUUAGGAACGAUCAUUUAAGUGAAGUUGUGCUAUUGACUGCCUUGCAGCAGAAUGCCAUCAUAUCUCAGAUACGGCAGGAUGUUGGCAGUUAAAUGCACUUCUAUGACAGAAAGGCGCUUGCCGAUCGCUCUACUUAACGCAAUGGUCCCGUUGUGUCUUUGGGCUCUCGCUCGAGUCCCGCCAACAGCCGGACAGCGGUGAGGGAUAUAGGCAGAAAAGCAUUCCCGACAAAGACAAGGGAGAUUGGAAUGGCCGUUUCUGGCUUAUUAGCCGUCAUCAGCCAGUCAUAUCCAGCCUCGAGGUGUGGAACACCUGAGGCUCGAUCCCAAGGCCUUUUUGUUGGAAGUCCAACGUCCUUAACCGGCAGGAAAACUAGCCCGCUGCUCAGUGGUUAGGGCGUUAGACUUCUAAACAACAGGCUGCGGACCAAGCUCCAGGUUUUGCGCAUCUCCGGGUUGGGUAUGGCUGGCUGACGAGGGCUAAUAAGUCAGAAAUUGCCAUUCCGUUCUCCUCUGUCUUUACCGAUAAUGCCACUCUGCCCAAAUGACCUUGUAACAACCGUACUCGGCAAAAAUGGCGGCUUUAGUGAUAUACACUUUUAAAUUUAGAUACUCUUGUAAGUUCAAAUAUUUUUUGUGGAUAACAGGCAUAAAAUAUUAUAUCUUGUACCGCUUCAAUUAAAAACAGGUCUUCUUCAAAAUUUAUACUCGAAGGAAAGGCGUCUUUUGAUUUAAAAUAUUUCUUAUUAUAAGAUGUCCUUCGGGCUAUAAAAUUUUCACAAGACAUGAUUUGCUGUCAAAUAAAUGCAAGAUAAAUUAUUCUUAUGCACGUUUUCUGCAAAAUACACAUUAUUCUUAAGGCUGUCGAAAUACUCUAGAGAAAUACGUACUACGUAAGUAGUCAUUUUUGUCGUGUGCGGUUAUUGCAGGAGGCUGAACAAUCCAUUCAAGUUCUAACAUCCUGGCAUAUCUGAAAUAUCACGGCAUUAUGUCGCAAGGUGGUCAAUAUUUUAACCCAACUUAAACAAUCCUACCUAAUCGAUUUUGAAUUCCGGAAUUUCGGUCAACCAUUAUUGACAUUAGUUACUGACUGUAACUCGGAAUAACGGUAGUUCAAGAGUCGAAAGCUGGACCUCUUCUUAAGAAAUUCUCAAAGAACUGCAUAAAAAGCAAAAGUGUAAUCGCCUGAGCCUCUGAACGCAGAGUGGAUCACGAGGGCAAUGACAAAAAUAGCGUUCUUUUUUGGGUGUGCGAACAAACCUGAAGAAAGCAGCGCGAUAACAUCCAUAGCAUAUUGUUUAGCAAGCUUUUGAAGAGUUAGAUGAUUUUAAAUAAGAAUUUCGAAGUCAUCUAAGGAUGCGAAUGAUCUGACAGUAUGUGAAAUCUCAAAUAAUUUCGAUUCACUUAAAUACAGAACAAUGAGAUGCCAUAAUUCAGAUGCCAGCCAGUAGGAAGAGAACUCAAGUAGAGGUGGAGACACCACCAGGUGGGGUAGAUGUUAGAACUCGUCCGUUUUUAAAAGGCACCUAAAUUACCCUCUCCUUAUACUGAAGAGAGUGCAUGUGACGAUGACACUAAGCUUUUUUGCAGAAAAAAUGCUCGCCUUUUAGUAAACAGAAAACUUUGAUUCUGAGAGUCUAAGUAGACAUCAGCAUUGGCCGGUCAGGCGAAUGCGAGCUUUUUGAAUAGGCGGAGGAGAAAGAUAAAAACAACUGACUAACAUAGAACGUUCGGUCCAAAAAUUUACGUAUUUUGUUUGAUAACGUCCUUUCGGCCGUUACAGAACCUCGAUUUUCGUCCAUAUGUAUUCUCAAAAAGUAGGAUAGAAAUUAACGUUAUAUUUAAACGUGUUAUAAGAUGGCUAAAGCACGUGUUGACUUUCGAAGGUUUAAAAAAGCUGAGACAUCACAAGCUGCAUCAUCUCAAAUUAAAGCGAGAUUCUAAGGAAAGCGUUACGCAGCGUAAUGUUUCCUCCAUUUCGUUUGAAAGUGUCCAUGUGGAGUAAUCUUCGACUCUGGAUUCCGCCUAAAAACAAAUACGAUGAAGCUCGAUGGAACGAUCUACGAGUAGGUGAAGCGCACAUCAAUAUGUUUGCUGAUGCCGGAACUUAUGGUUGAAGCGGUCUUGCAACGAUUGGAGCUACUGGUUUACCAACACCACAAGCCGACAUCCUAGACUUGCUUUGCGGAUGGUGGCCUCGACGUCGUCGAGAGGGAUAAGGUACUAGAAUUCAAUUAAACGUCUUAUCGCCGUCUUCCCGGACAAACGAUUCACGAAGGAAAGUGAAGAAAACAACCUGCUGGCCUUCCUUACUAUCCCCGUCUUCCGCAAAGUUGGUAAUGGCCUGAAAACCAAACUAGUUAGGAAAACAACACACACGAGGCAAUUACUGAGUUACAACAGUAGCCACCUAAUCAGCUACAAACGGAGCUGCGUAAGGGCGUGUCAGAAGUCAUUGUAGCGAACCAGAAGACAAGGUUGUUUAAUGACAAUAUCUUCGACGGAUGCUUAACGCUAGUGAUUAUCCAUACAGCUUCGCCAGCCGAUGCAUGUACAGACGUAACUUUAAUUUUGACUUUAAUACAGAUCAGAGUCGAAUAUUAGGCGUAAAGUUGUAAGGCCGAAAGACCCAUUGCCAUGGAAGGAGACAAAUGCAGUCAUUUACUGGAUCUGGUGUUGUUGUCGUUGACAAAGCAACUUUGCCGGAGAAACUGGGCGAUUACUCCGCAUGCGUAUGGCGGCACAUUCAGCAGCAGUGUGGAGAAAGAAUGCUAUUUCUCAGGUUGCGGCUAAUUCGACGAAAAAUGGUGACACUUACACGUAUGAGGAAGCCGACAUUUCCGCAAGGACUAUCAACCGCUCGAGCUGCGAUAUGAUUGAGUCACGGUUCUCCGGCCUGCAGUCGGCUGACAAGCGUAAUGACCUCUCACUUACGUAUGCUGGGCUGAGACUUUGCCUGGUUAGAGUAAUUAACUGCGCGGAGAGAUCGCGAGAUACUAACUGUUCUGGAUGCUGUCGCGCUGCACACAGAAGGCUUUGUUUCUCUACAGUGGCCAACUAUACAGACAAAUAGACGGCAUAUCGAUGGGCUCACCGUUCAGUCCGUUUCUCACGAAUUUUCCCAUGCAAGAACUACGGCAUCUCAGGGACUAAUUAACAAAGAACGGCUACUCAAAUUGUUUCAUCAGCCGCUGGAUACGCACGCACCUAAGACGGACAAACGGAAGAGAGACACAAACAAUUUGGCACUCCCUACCGUACAUAAAGAAUGUGUCCGAGGCCACAGAACGGACCGCGUCAGACUUAGGCGUGGGUAUCUCUCAUCAUCCGGUGGCUACCAUGCGCAGCAGGAUUAUGAAAAUGAAGGAUCGGCUGGACGCAGGUGAGCAGUCGGACGUAGUCUAUCAAAUCCCGUGCCAUAACUGUCCUUGUCACUGCACAGACCAAACAGGACGACAUCUCAGCUCACGAAUACUUGGGCACAAACGGGCCGUUCGGGGAGACGACCCACUAUCGCAAGUUGCCACUCACACGCUGGAGGAAGGCAAUGAGUUCGACUUCGCCAACACGCUGGUAUUAGCGCGAGCCGGCAACAAGACAGGGCGAGAACUUUUGGAGGCGUGGGUAUCGGACACCAACUUUAGCAAUAGCCACGUUGCUUUGCCUGCGUUUUAUCACGCGCUCCGCCCACGCAGCCACGUGACGCAGCUCACAUCGCCGCGAGGUACAAACGGCGCCACCACGCCGAGGGACCAUUGUGGGCCAGGCAGCAAAAACCAGACCUAGCCACGGACGUGAUCCCCCCUCACGGCAAAACGAUGUAAAUGUUCAUACGUUGCUGCACUCUAGCAGUCUCUGAUGAUGACCUCCAGUUCGAGUUCGAAAGCGAAGUCCAAUAAAUCUGCCACCCCAGUGAUCGUGCCUUCGUCUUCUUUUAAAAUACAAUUCGUUCCGAUUGAGAUCGAAAUUCUGCUAGGCGUGCACGAAGGUGCGACUGUAAGUAUCCCGCGUGAGCGUCUGAUACAGCUCAUUGGACAGAAUGCAGGCACUCUGCUUAAACUAAAAAUUUUGCCCUAGAAAUCUAACAUACGGUCGCAUUUCGAUGAAGGAUCAGCCGUCAUAACCUAUUGCCGGCAAAUACGAAGUGAGGCUGGAAAGGCCCUUCUUACCUUAUUUGCUGACUUCGGUGAAGAUUCGAAUUCAAUAAAUCUAACAGUUGGGCCUGGCUCUCGCACUCUGUCAACUACGAUUGGAAAUAGUGAAGGUAUAGGGGGUUGCGCAUAAUAUUCGAGUUCCACUAUAGAACGAAACGCAGGCGUUUGUUUUGUCAUGCAGAUCUCGUAGCCUUUCGUAUAACUAGAAAAGCUAAUUGUUAGUCUAAGGCAAUCAAUGCCACUUAGUCUGUUUAUCCGAUCUCCGAUAGGCACUGAUUAAAGGUGUGAAACUACUCUGGUACCAAGAAAACUAACAAAUGCGCAGGCCGUCUUAUUUUGUUGGUGAAUCAUUUAUACCAACAAAAUACCCUACUGAUUUCAGUUAGUAGUUGAUUUUUAUUUUAAAUGACUAUCGUCAGCGUAAUGCGUGCUGCCGUAAGUGGAGAAUGAGAAGUGGGCACGGGCCUGGAAAGAUAAUUUGCCUAGAAGUUAACGUGAAGUGCCUGAGGAUCACCUAAUAUAGUAUCAUGGAUACUUUCACAAAAUGACUGUUUCAUAUGGAAGCGUAGAUUGUUCACAGUGGCUAUUUCAUUUCGACUGGCACGUCAGAGAGCGCCAGUUCAUUGUCAACGGGCCGCGUAAAGCUUUAAAGAGCCAGCGCGGGUCGCGAGCUGUCUUCGCUCAACUCGAUCUUCCUGGCAAUUUUCUGUGCUCCUAUUUAUAAUUUUUAACACUAAAAUGAGUUCAUUCAAUGAAAUUGAUAUAACAAUGUCUUGAAAUUUGUUUGUAAAGUUUGCGAAAUUUGAUUUAAUUAACAUAGGAGAAAUUGAUACGGACGCAUGAUUGAUAUGUUUCGAAAUGCCGGACGAAAUGCACGCUCUGUUCCGGAAGCAAAACAAUGCCCGCUAGUUCAUUAAACAAAGCACUUCUUGUUUUAUUUAAUACACAUAUCGGAGACCGUUGACCAAAAAGUGGCCGCAGACGUAUUCAUCUGCGAAUUCCGGUCUCAUUAACACAUUGUGCGUAAUGCUUGCUAAAUGAGAAGGUCCAAAUACUUAUAGGGUGAAAAUAUUCAGAAAAAAAUUGGCUUCUAUAAAUCUACAAAUCAGUCGGCUGUCGUUGUUUUCUUGAGGGAGUUACAACGUUUUCAGUUUUAAAAGGGUCAUCAAUGUGUGCAGCACUUCUGUAAAAAUGCAAGCCUAAGUAAUUCGCUUUCACACACGUUAAACUAUCGAACAUCUGCCACAACACGGCCUUCCCUUUAAGAGCAGGGCGUCUUACGAUCAUCGAUCGGCAAGUCACCAUGCCUCAAUGAAGAUAUCACUGGAAAACCGAGAUAUUUCUUGCCCACGCACUGAAAGACUGCUAAUGCCAGAUUUUGCGCAGUCGAUUAGUUUCAGAAGGCCAGUAAUAAGCUGGAAGAUUACCGAUUCCUUAUGCCAUGCGAAUAAAACCCAUUAACAAUGCUAGCAAAAGAUGAAGCCAGUGGCCGUAUAUGCGGCGACCGGCACAUUGGAAUAGCUGGAUAAUCAAUUUCCGACCGAAUGUGCGAUCUUUUCAUAGUAUGCAACGAAGGCUUCGUUCCACCCAUCAUACCAUUCCAAGUCAUUAAAACACGAACUGGUAGAGUGACUUCUUCACUGCUUCUUGUUCCUAAACGCACAUUUUAACAUCAUUAUCAGAGUGCCAGCAUAAUUAACGAUGACACUUCAAUGGCAUACGGUGAGGUUUAGUGCCACGGAAAUUAUUGCUUCUUAUUUUGAGAUCUGAAAAUGCCCUUUUGGGAUGCGGGUAUCCGUGUUUGUAAAACUGCAGGAAGAUUAAAAAGCUGUCGGAAUCACUUCGUUUUUAUUUCCACAUGCUUUAGAAUUUGAAUGGCUUGGCUUAGAAAUUAUGUUAUAGUUUAAAAUCUAAAGAAAGAGAAACAUAAUUCCCUAGACCAAUCGAUUUACCUAGAAGAAAUGCAAAUCGUUUAUAAAUAUUUAAGAGUGGAGUGGCUUCCUUGAAAUCAAGCAUUUUUCAAUGCAAGAAUUUACUUUAGAUCCUUGAUAUAAUUAUCAGUAAUAUUGGUACAUGCCAACAAUCAUUUCCUUCUCAAGGCAUUCAGUAACAUUACGUCUGUAUCGGCAUUAACUUCAAUUAUGUGUUUUCAUAACUAUCCAUUUCCUAUGGAACAACUAAUUUAAGGCUUUUUGCAGGCACAACAAUGUGGAAACACUUGAAACCACUAUCUCACUACAUGUAAUAAAUGAAUAAAUUCAGUGUAAUUUUACUAAAAAAGCCUGAAGAGGACGCCAAAAAGUACAUAAGCUUAGUGCUCUGUCUUAAAAGUACACUAGGCGUCUCCUCGAUUUGCGCCAGAACUAUCCUACUGAGAAUGGAAUGGGUAAUUAUUUUUGCUAUUUUUAAACAUGUUCUGUGAGUUCUCCUCUUUCCAGAUGGUGCAGUAGUCUGGUUUCCUUAACAAAUGCUCCUAGUCGGUUGCGGAGGGAUAAAUAUCCAAGUCUCGAUAGAUAGGAAGAGGCCUGUUCUACAAGUUGUCUUUCAUAACAUGUCCGAUAUACCCCUGGACCUCAGAUGCUUUAGAGUGCAUGGAAGCCACGUGGAGGAGGAGCCAAAGAACACGAUUCCUACAUGCUUGGAAGGUGCCGAUUCCGUGUUUGUGAUGGGUGAGGAAGAACGAAUUUACUUGUGGAGUAUGUGCUGAUGAGGAGAAAUCCAGUGACUGGUUUGACCGGUGGUGUUUUACCGCAGGUUUUUAUUUUUGCACAUAUGACCGAGAAGGCCAGUGCACUAACUCAAUGUGUUUGGACAGCGUGGAGAGUUAAGGUAGAUAAUUAAGGUGUAUGUUGGUGCUCCAGACACUGGUUCGUCAGUCUUUGUGCGACGGAUUUGUAAGUGGCCGACCAAACUGACGUGUGAUGUACAUGUAUGGUGACAAUAUAGGCAGGAUUGGUUGGGAGAUGCUGAGUCGUUUACGGCGGUGAUUCUGUUAGCGUUGGCGACGCUGAUGGAUUGGGAGUCAGUAAUGCGAAAGAUGGGAGAGUUGUCACAUGUUCAAGGUGUUCUGAGCGUGUCGAUAUUGUGAUGAAUUCCACUGUCGCAUGUGCACAUUUGGCUUAAUAAGUCCACCCGGUGAGUGAAUGUGCGUGGACAAUGCGGGCAGUGAAGGUGGAUACGAUGAGUAUAUGUCAGGACUCCUGGCACUGUUCUGUUGGUGUCAGUGAGAUGCGUUCGCAAUUGAUCGACCCGGCCAAUGCGUAAGAUAAAGGUUCAUCGCAGUGGGAGACAGGUUGGGAUCGAUUCCAUAUUGUUGAUCCUGUAGACUCUGGCGGUGAGGGUAAUGGUUACCGAGACGUCGGUAGUAGUUUCACAGGAGGUAAGGUUAGUUGUCGUCGUGGAAGGGAUGACAGAAAUGGCAGGGUCAACGAUGUCGGCUAAAACGCCGGGGCAUCAGGGAAAAAAUAAACGGUGGCGUUGGUUGUCGUCGUCGUGAGAAUAGGUACUGAAGUGACGAUGGAGGCAUUUGUGGUGGCAAGAAUUGGAGUUGUCGGGUCGCUGUCCAAUUAGUUCCGGAGAUGUCCAUUGAAGCCCAUUCGCGCUCGAACUGUUAGCUGACAGCGUGGGAAUUCUGACAGGGCCUGGGCGUUAGCGUUGUGGAUCAGAGGCGCUUGAGACUUGCGAGUCACUCUUUUGUCUUUAGCAGCGGAGAUCCAAGUGGCUUUGUAAAUUGCUGCUCCAGUCUUCACUGCCCUGCUCUAGGUCUGAGGUCUUGUACGAGGUCAUCCCAGAGCGUCGAAUCGUUUCGUAAAUCCUUGAGAGAGGUCCACAGGCUGUCCUUGUAGCGUCGCUAUUCUCCGUCUUUUCGGCAACCACCCGUAGCGACAGUAGUCGUUCGUGGUCCAUCUUCACGAGGAGGCUGCCCAUCGUUGUUGUAUCUGUCCCUGAAUGACGUGAUUGUCGAGAAAUCCGGUUCGUAUUAAGAUAUGCCUCCGACUAAAAACAUGCGAAUUAAAUUUAUUUACUGUUCCUAUAUAUCCCAUCAAUUCGGCGCCUUGUGAUGCUUCCCUUUCUUAUAUUUCGUUCGAGUUUUAAUCCAAGGACAAUAAGAAACAAAACACCAAUCGGAGAGAUCACCAUCCAGUAAGCGGACUGCUGGUUUUAUCCUCCCAACUUAAUAACUUUGAAUGAGACGGUUUGCAAAAUUUACGAAGACUCCUGGAGACGUUCAACAGCAGAGUGACUAUGAAAAUCUUUGACUAGUCAGUUGGUCUCUAGAUGGUAAAUUAAGUGAUCCCGAGGUACGAUGGAUGCAUGCCCAAAUCAAAAUGGAGUUUAGAUAUUCAGUACUGGGCCGACACUGCGUGGAAUUGCAAAAAGGAUUUCAGACCUACCGAGUCCUAAAGUCCUCUUGUUUGACGACGAUAACUUUGCACGUUGUUUGAUUACUGGAAAAGCACGGCUGUCAUAGCCCAGCAGUGACCUUGGCAGAGAACAGUGUUCAAAAUCAGUACAACAUGAUGAGGGUUUGCUAUUUUUAUGCUCAUGUUCUUUCGGAGCAGAGUUCACCGAGUGUGCAGCGUGGUAGCGGACAUUACGUCACAUAGUGACGACUGAUGGCUCAUCCAAAGACUUACUGACAAAGACGGGGUAGACUGUGAGUGUUUUUCCCUUUCAUUUGACUGAGAUCCUAUACUGAGGUUGGCGUUUGACCGGUCGAUGGCGACAACUAAAUUAAAAGUAGUCACUUCGGCAUCCAUAUCUUUAUGGCUGUUAAAUGCUAUAAGUACGUCCUUGUAGGCUGUAGACCUCAGCUCUAAAACCAGACGGAAAACUUCAUCAGGAUAGGUCAACAGUAGUCAGUCUGAUGGAUUACACUCGAGUUUCCUUAUUUCCCAUUCCAACGUCUAGAGAACUGGAGGAAGCAGGUAACAGCCCUACCUCAAAGCCUACACCUUCCCGAUCCCGCUAAGCGACGGGAAAAUCAGAGUCAAUCUGCUUCGUCUUCCGCUUUGUCUGCAUUUCGCGUGUUGUCGCACACGAGGUCUUCAUCGCGCACAACUACAACUAGUUUUUUUUUGUUUGCAGUUCAUUUUGAACAUUCUGAAUACACAUGUGCUGUCCUUCCCAAAUAGUUUCCUCACAGUCCAUAAGGUGAACUGCCGUCCCAUUUUAUUAACAUUUGUCAGUCGGUGUAACAUAUCUCCCCCCGACUGCGGUCUGACACAAUCUACUUGUAGAUAUCCAUGUAAACAAGCGUAAGAUAUCCGGGUAGAUACUCCGAGAAAUGUGAAGGACUCACCGGAUCAGGGGAAUUGUGUGGCUGACGUUUCCGAGGGUUUGGCUGACUCGCCAGUAUCCAAACGUUUUGUACAUAAAAUUGACCAGAAUUUUGAAUAAAUGGCCAAAUUAGUUGGCCCUGGGCUGAUAGAUUUUUCCCUUUCGCUUCCUUGGCCUUCUGACCGUUGUUUGUGAAUGCUGGCGGCCUCCUGCGUUGUGUGUCAUCACCUCCAAGGGGCUCAUUUGGACCCGUGCUCCCCUUACGGGUGAAUUAGUUGGCGGGCCGUUUCCGGUGAUAGAACGCACUUUCAAGCCUCAGCAAUCAUGCGUGCGUGUAGCCAUGCCGUUGGGAUGUCACUCAUUUUUUUAUUCAUUAACUUGUGUGUAAUCUUGACUCAGUAGCCGUAGUGUCACCUUCAUGAAUAGAAGAAAUAUUUUUUUAGUAAAUAACGGUUUUCCGGUUAUCAUGGAUCCCCAGAAAGCAAUGGGCCCUUCCUAUCACGCGGGCCUAUACCACAUCCAACUUGUGAUUCGAUCAUCCGACCUCAAUCUCGCAGACCCGUCUGCUGCCGGGAACUCACCACACUUACUGCCCAGAGGGAACAUCGGAAACAUCCUCUGCGUACUCCUCACCUGCUACAAAGUUUUCUGUAUUUAUAUGCAUAGGAAAAUUUUCGUCAGCUCAAACUGGAACAUAUAACCAACAAAAGACAAAUUUCGGAAACGUAUGAAAAAGUGUCUAUGGUUAGGUAGUAAUGAUUAAAGUUCCCAAAUUUUCAACCUCCUUGUCAAGAUAUUCAAAAUAUAUGGCUUGUUUAUUUGUGCUCCGAUGUCCCUUUAGUAAAUUUUUAUGUGUGAUGGGGAUCAAAGUAUCCAAUAAUUUCUUAUAUGUGAGUCACUUUCGUCUACUUCCUAACGUAUUAUAUAGAUUCAAAAUAAACAUUGUAGAAUCAAAACAUGGCUAACGUCUGGAGGAUGGAUUUGAGAAGCGGACCCAUCCUCCAAAUUGAAGCAGAGAUAGAAUGCUCUUUCUCCCGCAUUAAUAAAGUGUUAAAAUUUUUUUCCUCCUAGUGCUCUACAAAGGUGGAACCUACCCAAGUGCCAAGAAUUACCUCCAAAUUCCUUUUCAUUCCAAAGGGCAAUUCCUUGCCCAAAAUAAUGUCGGAAAAUAUGGAAACAUGCUCAGCUACAUGCGCGAUGCCCGAAUACCGUCGUUUUGAGGGUCCUACCACAAGAAACUCUCGGACAUUCAACAGUCCUGACUUUCCACCAACCAACAGACGAUCUCACUCACUCUUCUCCCUUCCGGUAUGCGAGAAUCGCUCUCAAGCAAUGGCAAUGCAUCUUUUGGAUUCCAUGGUGAUCCGCUCCAACUCUACAACCUACGAUAUCGUGGACCAUGCAGAGGAAGGGCCCAUGGCAACGCCAUCGAUUUCUAACAGUCAGUUAUCAGAGGCACACAAAUCUGACCUCGGCUGUAAAAUCGCAGUCGGCCUCUUUGUAGCCCUCUCGAUUUGCAUUCUCCUCUCGGUGAUUAUACUGGGCAUCCAUUUCGUUUAG